AUCUCAUUGUCGGUGAUGGAUAUAUCUAGCUGGCUCCGUGAUCGUGUAACUCAAGAGAGUGGUUCAAGCAGACCGCUCUGUCUGGCUUGGAGUCAAUGUCACGGGUUGGAACUCGAAGAGUGCGGAAACGAUCAUUCCAGCAACUGGUAAUCGUUGGCUAUGAGCAACUAAUUAAGUGCAUCUCUACCUCGCGAAGCACGAAGUUUCAGGAAUACGAUCCCGCUCAUGCCUCUAAUCCUUUCCUUCUCCCCGGAUUCCUCUCGUUUGGUACUUCCCGGGCCCACGAAGAUGAUACCAGUGCAAACAAUCCCAAAGUUGGAGCACCGUGGCACCCCCAGUGGCGGUAUGCAACGAGGUCGUGUCAUGAUUUGAUCGUAAAUCUGCACCUCCCAUCAAGCCUCCACAUUUACCAACAAGACAUGCAACUGCUCUCCAAACAUGUGUGUUCAUCCGCUCGGCAGAGAUGGAACUGGAAUCUAUUAUAGUUUUGAGAUACGAUAAAAUACCUAUUCUUGCUGUAGUCUCCCUCCAUUACAUUUCCCAACGUGACGCUGUCCCAAGCCACAACCGGGACGCCAGUGCGGCCUGCAGGCAACAACAACGUCGGAAUCAUAUUUCGAAUAGUAA
Molecule: messenger RNA, 627 nt
Organism: Cantharellus anzutake
Lineage: Eukaryota; Fungi; Basidiomycota; Agaricomycetes; Cantharellales; Hydnaceae
Exons: 3
Coding region: 96-485 (129 amino acids)
Source: RefSeq, a predicted model, not a curated record